AUUUGAAUAACACGCUACAACUCAUGUCUCUGCGAUUAUUCAGUUGAUCAUAUGGUACAAGAGCAGAAAAUGAAAAUGUGUUAUAAUCUAAAUCAGUAUAAUAUUUUAUUGUUAACUUAAAACGAAUAAUGUAAUAUAAUAACUAAAAAAUGACAGGGUCAUCAGUCGACAAUUGGGAUGUAUUAGAGGAUUUGAUCACUAGAGAUGAAGGCGAACGAAAAGAUCAAGAAAAAAUGAACGAGACGCGAAGACCGACAUCGUCGUUAACCGCCACGAGGAAAACGACGACAGACGAUUGGCUGGGUCUGCGGCCGAAAAGUAACGCGGAGGUAACGUCGUACGAACCAUCGUUGCACGAGAGCGGUGGGCCAAACGUGUCGAGGCGUCAUGACUUUAGGCGGCAAAGCACGCAACAGCGGACAUCCCGUUCGGCGGGUUUGUUGUUCAGCGACGACGACGACGAUGACGUUAAGAAGAAUAAGGCCACCCCCAAAAACGUUUUUGACUCGUUGGCCGAUACCACUACGUACCGCGGUACCGGUGUAAGUGCUGUACCGUUACCGACUACCGCGGUCGACGGGAAAUCCGCCGAUCGGCCGAGGACCGCGGUUUCCGAAUCACAGACGUUGUCGAAACGCCGAGAGACGUCACCGUCCAUCACGGUCGCCAAGAAAACUACGCCAGUCACUGAAAAUAUUCCUUCUUGGUUGAGCGGGUUAAUACAUAAUACAGAUGAAACGACUACUGAUCCUCCAUCUACUCAUCAUAUUGUAUCCACUGACAAAAUGGUUGAUAAGAAUGUUCCACAGAAAACUGAGAAAGUUGAAAAAUUUUCUGAAGAAAAACCAGUUUCGAUUUUAUCCUUGCUUAGAGGAAAAGAUAGUAUCCAAACUUCCAUGUUGGAAAUGAUUCAAGAAUUAGCUAAAAAAAAACAAGACAUACAACAGGCUGCAAUAACAUUGAUUCAAGAUCAACAAAAUAGCGAUCUUCUUAUUAAAGCGUUGUUAAUGGAUAAUAGUUAUUCCGUAAUGAAUCCUGAUGGGCAAGAAUUAGAACGUCUAAGAUCUGAGAAUCACAAAUUCCAACUGACGAACGACCAUCUUUCAAAAAAACAUGAAUUAGAAUUAGAUGCCUUAAAAACUAAAUAUGAAUUACAGCAAAAUGUGUUGCACGAAAAACUAAAUCGUUGCGAGGAACGCGUAAAUGAGCUGGAAGAAGAACGAAAAGCCGAUAUGACGGAACGAAAAGAAAAUGAAAAACGUUUAAAAGAUAUGUAUGAGGAGAGAUUACGUGUGAUUCACGAAAGUCAUUUGAUAGAUCUUAAACAAUCUAAUGAAGUACAAAGAAUUAAAAUGAACCAUUUGGAAGAAGUUGAAUCAAGCUUCCGUGAUUCAAAGCCAAAGCGUCUGACCAGCGAAGAAAUGACCGCUAGAGAGAUUUCAAUUACAGCCCAAAAUAAACAACUUAAAGACUUACAGGAAGAAGUAGAUAAGCAGAUGGCGACGUUGGAAGGAGAAAGAUCAGCUCUUCAAAUGAAAAUCGAAGAGUUCCAAUCAAGAAAUCAACGGGAACGAAAUGAACUGGAACUUUUGAAUAAAGAACUAAAACGAUCUAUGAAGACGUUUGAAGAUGGUCGCAAGACAUGGGAACGUGAGAAAAAAUCAGAAACACAAUACAUCGAAAGUAGGAAACAAGAGUUAGAGGAUGUUCGAUCAUCGGUCAUUGAAGAACAGCGCAAAUUAGCAGAAGAACGUUUUGAAGUGGCUUCGGAACGAUACAGACUCGAAACCAUGCUCAAAUUAGAUGACGGGACAGGAACUGAUUUAAUACAAGCCAAAGUGGAAGUGAAAGAGAGUUUUAAGGAACUAAAAAAAAAAGAAAAAGAAUUAGAUAAACGAUUAGAACAUACUAAAGAACUGGAAAAACGUUUAAUCGAAGAAAAAAACAGAUUACAAGAGUUAGACGAUGAAGUCAAAAUGAAAUCAAUUCGAGCUGAAAAAAUGUUUAAGAUGGCACUUUCAAAACAAGAAGAAGGUCUAAAGGCUUUGGAGAAUGCAAAAGAUAUUCAAAAUAAGUUUGAUAAAAAAGGUAAAGACAUUCAUAAUCGAUUGUUGGACGUAAUAAAACGUGAAGAAAAUCUUGUCAUGGAAGAAACUAAAAUAGCUAAAGAAAAAGAAGAAUUUGGCAAAUUACGAAAAAAACUUGAUGUGGUUCUGCCUCAAUUGUCCGGAGAUGAAAUACGUUUUUUAAAUCCUAAUUUAAAUAAAUAUGAAGCCGAAAAGGAAGUAUACUUUAAGAAAACUCAAUUUUACUAAUUUUGUAUUAAAUGUUGAUUCAUACAUUUUUGACAUUUUUAGUUAAAUUUUAAAGUUUAUAACAUAGAACAAAAUACAAAUAUAAUAGUCAUCUAAUAUGUAUAUAAUUAUAUCAUUUUACUAAGAAAAUACGAUCUAUAUUA
Molecule: messenger RNA, 2458 nt
Organism: Aphis gossypii (cotton aphid)
Lineage: Eukaryota; Metazoa; Arthropoda; Insecta; Hemiptera; Aphididae
Exons: 10
Coding region: 150-2315 (721 amino acids)
Biological process (GO): establishment of epithelial cell polarity; cilium assembly
Cellular component (GO): ciliary transition fiber; ciliary basal body; centriole
Source: RefSeq, a predicted model, not a curated record